AUGCCGGGUGAAAAAGAACCCACUAACCCGGGACACAGGGCCAGUGACGGCUCGCCGGGGCCCCCCGCCAAAAGACACGUCCGGGGCGCGUCCCAGAACGGCGAGGACACCACAGAACCGUCACUCCCUCCCUCACCCACAUCCAAGGAAACGCUAGACAAGAUUCCCAAGGCUUCGCGAGCAGUCCACCCCCACACCAUGUCCCACCACCCUCUUAAACAGUCCACCCCCACCACAUGUCCCUCCACCCUCCCAGAGCAGUCCACCCACACACCAUGUCCCACCACCCUCUUAAACAGUCCACCAACACCACAUGUCCCUCCACCCUCCCAGAGCAGUCCACCCCCACCACAUGUCUUUCCCCCCUACCAAAGCAGUCCACCCCCACCACAUGUCCCUCCACCCUCUAAAGCAGUCCACCCCCACCACAUGUCCCUCCACCCUCUAAAGCAGUCCACCCACACCACAAGUCCCUCCACCCUCUAA
This is a messenger RNA of Eriocheir sinensis (Chinese mitten crab), 486 nucleotides long. RefSeq lists its product as uncharacterized. The coding region runs from base 1 to 486 and encodes 161 amino acids. Lineage: Eukaryota; Metazoa; Arthropoda; Malacostraca; Decapoda; Varunidae. The record is from RefSeq and is a predicted model, not a curated record. The transcript is spliced from 3 exons.